Molecule: messenger RNA, 4882 nt
Organism: Brassica rapa (field mustard)
Lineage: Eukaryota; Viridiplantae; Streptophyta; Magnoliopsida; Brassicales; Brassicaceae
Product: phosphoenolpyruvate carboxylase 3
Biological process (GO): carbon fixation; tricarboxylic acid cycle; leaf development
Cellular component (GO): chloroplast; apoplast; cytosol
Molecular function (GO): phosphoenolpyruvate carboxylase activity
Source: RefSeq, a predicted model, not a curated record
UAUUAACCAAUAAUUGAAACUUGUUUUUUCGUUUAGUCUAUAAAGUAUAAAGUGAUCGAUAAACUAUAGAGAUUCCAGCAUAACUAAUUCGGCAUUAUUGCUAAGUUUCAAAUUAAGAAGACGCCAUGUUUCAUCAUACCCUUUAAUAUAUACAAAAGGGUCAAUGAUAAAUGUUCGAACGAAUCAGUCUAUCCAAGAGCCAAUUUUCUAACACUUUUAAAAAUUCACAAAACUUUGUACUCUUGUUAAAAAUUGUAUAAUACAUUUCGGUGUAUUCCAUAAAAUUUUACAGGACAAACUCUAAUAUCAAAUUUUAGAAUUUUAUAUUGUUGUUUUAUAACUAAGUAGAUUUUAGUAGAUUUUGGCUUAUUCGCUUUAUUUGGGUAUAUAGAAUGAAAACAUUUCGAUAGUUUGAAACGUCUGGGAUAUGAUUAAGUGGAAGAAAAAUGAAUUAAACUUUCCGAGUCCCGCCAGAUAGAUAAGAACCCACGUCGGGAUAACAAAUCACAAACUUGGUUGACUUUACAUAUUAUAAUGACGUAUUCAAGUGAUUCGAACUCUCGAAUAUUCCACUUUGAUAAGGCAUGAGAGAGUACAGAACCUUAAUGUAUUAGUUGUCCAUCUCAUAUACAUGCCAUUUAUUGAAGAAUAAUGAUUAGUCUACCGAUUUACUUCUAAAAAUAACAGAAAAAGAUCUUAUGAAACUUAAAACUUUUUAAAAGUCAAUUUGGAUGGUCUGGAAGUUAAGAGUCAGAGAUUUAUGCAUCUUCGAGUUUAGACAAAAUGCAUGCACGAGCUCGCACGAUCCUGUUUUCUGUUUUUUUUUACUAAGUCCUGUUUUCUGUUUCUAUAAGCUAAAAAUCAAUUGUUUUCUGUUUUACCAAAGCUAAAAAUUAACCCCAAAAACAAAAGCUAAGAUUAAUACUAAAUCUAAUUCCAUAGCUUGUGUUACACUAACAUCUUACAACCAUGAAAUCAAGAUCCGCAAUGAAGAAACUUUUCGAAAAACCCUUAAGAAAUCAAAAUCCAUUAGGUCUUGAAGCAGUAAAACCGAUAUUCGAAAUUAAUGCUUUAUAAUUCGAAUACAGAUGGUCAAAUAAUGCUUUAGUUUCACUUUUUACUUAAUUUGCAGUAUAUAAUUCCAAAUUUCUAACGAUCAAUACAAAUCAUACAAUGAUACAAAAUUACAAAUUACCAAAUUAAGUGACGAUCUGUAGUCGUCUAUCAUAUGAAAUGGAAUGGAACCAAUGAAAAUAUUCUAUUUCUUAUUUUCAAAAAAAAUAUAUUCUAUUUCCUUAUGUUCUCAAAAAAUUAUAUUUCAUUUAUGCUAUGUAAUCUGUUUGUAAUAAUAUUUAAGAAUAUCCGUGAGAAUUAUUCCAUUUCCUAUAAUAGUAAGACGGAUUUGACGAAUAAUGUUUUCACUACAUAAAAGUAUUGAGUUAUUUUUAAAAUUCACAGAUAUAAACUCACAAGAAUACUCAACCAAAAAUAUGAUUAAAAAUAAGAAAGUAAUAUCGAAAUAAUUAAAUCUCACUUAAAAAGCGCGCAUCUCGGCCAACACUCUGUCUAUAGCACUUCCUCUAUAUAUAGUCGAGCCUACUUUCUCAUUCACUACCAUCUCUGAAUCUGAUCCCACCAUCAAAAGGCCUUAUCUCUAAUCUGAGUGGCAUCGAAUUUGAUUUGAUUCCUGCAGAUAUCUUCCGAAAGAGAAACGAGUGGAGAUCGGUCUGAUCAUCAACCAUGGCGGGUCGGAACAUAGAGAAGAUGGCAUCAAUUGAUGCGCAGCUACGACAACUGGCUCCCGCUAAAGUGAGUGAAGACGACAAGCUUAUCGAGUACGAUGCUCUUCUCCUCGACCGCUUCCUCGACAUUCUCCAGGAUCUUCACGGCGAGGAUCUCCGUGAAACGGUUCAAGAGCUAUACGAGCUAUCUGCUGAGUAUGAAGGCAAGCGUGAGCCUAAGAAGCUUGAGGAGCUAGGGAAAGUCCUCACCAGUUUGGACGCCGGUGACUCCAUUGUUAUCUCCAAGGCUUUCUCCCACAUGCUCAACUUAGCAAACUUGGCUGAGGAGGUUCAGAUUGCUUACCGCCGCAGGAUCAAGAAACUCAAGAAAGGUGAUUUCGUUGACGAGAGCUCUGCGGCUACUGAGUCUGAUAUCGAAGAGACUUUCAAGAGGCUUGUUUCUGAUCUUGGUAAGUCUCCUGAAGAGAUCUUUGAUGCUUUGAAGAACCAGACUGUGGAUUUGGUUUUGACUGCUCAUCCUACUCAGUCUGUACGUAGAUCUUUGCUUCAGAAGCACGGCAGGAUAAGAGACUGUCUUGCUCAGCUGUAUGCUAAGGACAUUACUCCUGAUGACAAGCAUGAGCUUGAUGAGUCUCUGCAAAGAGAGAUUCAAGCUGCAUUCCGCACUGAUGAGAUAAGGAGAACACCUCCAACACCUCAAGAUGAGAUGAGAGCUGGAAUGAGCUACUUCCAUGAGACAAUCUGGAACGGUGUCCCUAAGUUCCUUCGCCGUGUUGACACUGCUCUGAAAAACAUUGGGAUUGAUGAACGUGUUCCUUACAAUGCUCCAUUGAUUCAGUUCUCUUCUUGGAUGGGGGGUGAUCGUGAUGGUAAUCCGAGGGUCACGCCUGAGGUCACUAGAGAUGUGUGCUUGUUAGCUAGAAUGAUGGCUGCCAAUCUCUACUAUAACCAAAUCGAGAAUCUGAUGUUUGAGUUGUCUAUGUGGCGUUGCACUGAUGAGUUCCGAGCCAAGGCUGAUGAAAUCCACAGGAACUCAAGGAAAGAUGCUGCAAAACAUUACAUAGAAUUUUGGAAGACAAUUCCUCCAACUGAGCCAUACCGUGUGAUCCUUGGUGAUGUGAGGGACAAACUCUAUCACACACGUGAGCGCUCUCGUCAAUUGCUGAGUAACGGAAUCUCAGACAUCCCUGAAGAAGCUACUUUCACCAAUGUGGAACAGUUCUUGGAGCCUCUUGAGCUAUGUUACCGCUCACUAUGUUCAUGUGGUGACCGCCCAAUAGCUGAUGGAACCCUUCUUGAUUUCUUGAGGCAAGUCUCCACCUUCGGACUCUCCCUUGUGAGGCUUGACAUUAGGCAAGAGUCUGAACGCCACACUGAUGUCUUGGACGCUAUCACAAAACACUUGGACGGUUCCUCAUACAGAGACUGGUCUGAAGAGCGUCGCCAAGAAUGGCUUCUAUCAGAACUAAGCGGCAAACGUCCACUUUUUGGACCAGAUCUUCCCAAAACCGAAGAAAUCGCUGAUGUUCUUGACACAUUCAAAGUCAUAUCCGAACUGCCUUCGGAUUGCUUUGGAGCUUACAUUAUUUCCAUGGCGACCUCACCUAGCGAUGUCCUUGCCGUUGAGCUUCUACAGCGCGAGUGCCACGUGAAAACGCCGCUUAGAGUUGUUCCUCUCUUUGAAAAGCUAGCUGAUCUCGAAGCAGCUCCUGCAGCUGUUUCAAGACUCUUUUCGCUAGACUGGUACAAGAACCGUAUUAACGGUAAACAAGAGGUUAUGAUUGGUUACUCAGACUCAGGGAAAGAUGCUGGGCGUCUCUCAGCUGCUUGGGAGCUGUACAAAGCUCAAGAAGAGCUUGUGAAAGUUGCUAAGAAGUACGGAGUGAAGCUGACUAUGUUCCAUGGCCGUGGCGGCACUGUCGGAAGAGGAGGUGGUCCCACACAUCUUGCUAUAUUGUCUCAGCCACCGGAUACAGUUAAUGGUUCGCUGAGAGUGACGGUUCAAGGUGAAGUCAUUGAGCAAUCGUUUGGAGAGGAACACUUGUGCUUUAGAACACUUCAGCGUUUCACAGCUGCUACUCUUGAGCAUGGGAUGAACCCUCCUGUUUCGCCAAAACCUGAGUGGCGUGCGUUGCUAGAUGCAAUGGCUGUUGUUGCUACUGAGGAAUACCGAUCUGUGGUAUUCCAAGAACCUCGAUUUGUCGAGUACUUCCGCCUUGCAACACCUGAGCUAGAGUAUGGACGUAUGAACAUUGGAAGCAGACCUUCAAAAAGAAAGCCAAGCGGUGGGAUUGAGUCUCUACGUGCAAUCCCAUGGAUCUUUGCUUGGACUCAAACCAGAUUCCAUCUUCCUGUAUGGCUAGGAUUCGGAGCAGCAUUCAAGUAUGCAAUCAAGAAGGAUGUGAGGAACCUCCACAUGCUGCAAGAUAUGUACAAACACUGGCCGUUUUUCCGAGUCACCAUUGACCUUAUUGAAAUGGUGUUCGCCAAGGGAGACCCUGGGAUCGCUGCAUUGUACGACAAACUUCUUGUGUCAAAAGAUCUAUGGGCCUUUGGAGAGAAACUGAGAACCAACUUUGAAGAAACCAAGAACCUCAUUCUCCAGACUGCUGGACACAAAGACCUUCUUGAAGGAGACCCUUACUUGAAACAGAGGCUUAGGUUGCGUGACUCUUACAUUACUACUCUCAAUGUCUGUCAAGCCUACACAUUGAAGAGAAUCCGUGAUCAAAACUACAAUGUGACUCUGCGACCACACAUUUCUAAAGAGAUCAUGCAGUCGAGCAAAUCAGCACAAGAGCUCGUCAAGCUUAACCCUACGAGUGAGUACGCGCCUGGACUUGAGGACACGCUCAUCUUGACCAUGAAGGGUAUUGCCGCAGGAUUGCAAAACACCGGUUAAGUGAUUGAGUUGAGUCACUGAGAGUGAACACAACUUUGGAGUCUCUCUUUUUCUAUCUCUCCUUUUUUUUUAAGAAUACUCUUUUUCUUGGAACCCAAGCAAUAAGUUAAUACGGUCGGAAUACAGAUUACUUUUAUGUAUCCACCGUUAACAAGUUUUUAUUUUGUCAUUGUGUGAAAAACUAAAACACUUCUCUGUUUCUGGAAGUGGAUGAAUGUUAAAUUCUAUCUUUUUUGUC